CAUUUUUGUUGACACUGUUCUUUGUCAGACUGACCAAGCAAACCUGCACGAGUACGCUUGCUGCACCUGUCCAGAAAGAUGAAGCCACUGGUUUAUCCCACAUUUUUCUACAUUUUUCUUAUUGGAAUUAGGGACAGUCUGACAGUUGUGCUCAGAACAGGCCAGCACUUUGAUUCGGGGGUCCUGUAUGAGUAUGAGUACAGCACGUCUUUGGCAGUAGCUCCCAUCUCGGUCAGUUUUGAAGAAGUCCCUGCAUUUACUAUGCAGGCAAUCAUACACAUCCAUUCACUAUGGAGGAACAGUCAGAAAGAGCAGCUUUUGCAAUUACAAAUUAGAGAUCUCAAACUUAUUCCUAAUUCAAGUGACUCCUCCAGCAAACCAUUGGUUCUUGGUGACAUGAUGAGUGACGCUGAACAUUUCAAUAAACCAUUUCUUGUGCAUCUCCAUUCAGGAAAGAUUAAAGGAGUUUUCGAUGUUUCUUUGGACAACACAAUCAGCUUAAAUUUCAAAAAAGGAUUAACGUCGCUGCUUCAAAUUCAAGCUCAGUCUGGAGUCGUUAUGGAAGAUGACGUAACAGGACAGUGUCAGGUCUCAUACAGCAUGUCAGGGGAUGACAUCAUCAAAGUCAAACAUCAUGAAAACUGUGCAAAUGGAAUGGCUGAUGGCAUGUCAACUAACCAGCUCUUCAGGGUGAGUUCAGUUGGAAGUUCUGAAACUGUUUUCUCCAUGGAUCGCAGCCAUAUAAAAUCAGUCAUUUCAGAGGAAUUACGCUCAAUGUUUGUAGAUGAACAUCCUACAGUAGGAAUCCACAUUUCUUCAAGGCAGUAUUUGCAUCUCUUAUCAACACACUCUGGUCCUAAUGAGGCACGGGGAGCGCUGCAGGACAUGAUCAGUUCUCUCAAGGCAGGCUAUGUGAAUCAUACUAUUUAUGGAAUACCUGUUGUCAAACGGCCUGCCUCCAACAGAUAUUUAGUUCCUAAAAUCCUACAUUAUUUAAAAACAAAAGGUCAGUCAAUGACAGCUAACACGUUUCUCCAGCUGUCAGAAUCCCUGCGACGUCUGGAAAUAGCUGAAAUUAAAAUGAUUUUUAAAAAGGCUCAUGCAAAAUUUCUUCCUAUUCUGAUAGAUGCGGCUGCAGCAGCCUCAACACCCGCUUCACUGGAGGCUAUUGUCUCUUUUAUCAACACCACAAAACCAAAGACAUCAAAACUGUUGGAGAAAUUCUUUUAUGCCUGUGCAUUCUCCUCUCAGCCAUCCACUCAUUUAAUUAAUAUCAUCACACGCAUCCUUACACACACAUCCGCAGAAUGGGAGACACAUGAAAUGGCUCUCAUUGUUCUUGGAACAGUAAUAAGGAAAAUGUGUUCUGCAAACAUGUGUCACCUUCAGGAAGUUGAACAUGCUAAGAGACUGAUUGUAAAUGGGCUGAGUGCAUCCACUGAAGAAAAAGAAAUAAAGUCAUACCUGUUAGCCCUAAAAAGUGCUUGUCUUCCAGAGACAGUGCCUGUCCUUCUCCAGUACAUCAAUCACUCCAAAUCUUUGUCAAGUAUUGUACUCUCAGCAUUGCAGAGCUUUCCAAUUCAAUAUAUCACAGAAGAGGUUAAGGAACAUGCCAGAGACAUUUUUAACCAAAGAAAGAAGCCUUUUCCUGCUCAUAUACGUCUGGAUGCUGCCCAUCUCUUGCUUAUUUAUGAUCCUCUGGAUGUAGAUGUCAGAGAGAUAAUUCUGAAAAUUGCAGAAGAAAAGCCGGAGGUCUCCAAGUUUCUUACAACCAAAAUUAUGAGCAUUUUGCAGUCAGAUUCACCUGCUGGAAAUGUCAUUCGCAAAGUUUUGAAAGAUCCAAAGCUGAAUAAUUAUUUUCAUUUUGCACGACUUGGUUGUUCUUCAACAUACACAGGACUGAUGACAGAGAAUAAAAACAUGGCUGCAUCAUAUGACUUUGAAUUUCUCUUCUCUGAGGCUGGAGUUCUAAAGCAAAGCAGGAGUCAUUUCUAUGCACAAACCAGAGGCAGAAGUUGGCCCUUACUGGAGGUUUCUUUAGAAACGAGUGGUUUUGAUUCUCUCUUUGGGACUGGAGCAACUAAGGAAGCAGAAGAGGAAGAGCUAAUGGCAGGAAUGUCAGCCAUGUUUGUGGGUGUGCAGAUCCAACCCAUUGUCUUCUUCCAGGGUUAUGGAGACUUGAUGAGCAAAUACUUCUCAACAGGUGAAGGACCAAUGAACAUUAUUUCUGGAAAUAUUCUGCUUCUCGAUCACAGACAGAGUUUAGUUCUCCAGUCUGGACUACAAGCUCAGGGUGUUUUUCAUGGAGGUCUUUCUGUUGAUGUCUCAGCUGAUUUGGCCUUCAGCUUAUUCACCCAGGAGUCAAAAACCUCUGUCAAUAACAAGUUUUCACUAGUUGUCAGUGCCAGCGCAAAAGUGGAUGCUCCACUCAUGAGCACAAAGGCUGAGACUGUGGUGAAGAUGGACCCUUCUGUCAGUCUUGUCACCACUGUUAGCUUCUAUAACACACCUGUCCAAUACUGCCUGCAGCUUAUCAGAGAGCCUGUACUUUACAGAGAGAGACUGUCUACCAGAGUAAACAUCAAAAACAGAAGAAAACAUGUUCAGAAAAGCCAAAAAAAAUGGACUGUUUCAGCAGAAGAAGCAGCACUCCACAGGGACAAUUCAAAGAUGUGUAAAAAUGUACUUAAUCCAAACUCCAAAUAGAAAUAUCAUACAAACUUGUCUUUAUGAUUAUCUGCUUAUAAAGAGCACUGAGUUUCUAAUUCUUUGAGUAUGACAGAUGGACAUACACAAGUGACUAAGGGGACAUUCUAGGUGAAUUCUAGUGUUAUAAUAAAUGACACCCUGUACAAUUUAGACAAGCGAGAAAAACAAAUUCUUGAAUUCUAGAACCAAUAAACUUUACUUUUUGCUAUACAAUGCUGUAACUCUUACAGGUGGGUCAAACUUUAUUAAUUGUUUACUACAGUAAAGCAAAAUUUAUGAGAUUUAUACUUUAAUUAUGUAAAAUAAAAAAAUGAGUGUACUCUUGUUCAUAAAAUAUUACCAUUUACAUUUUUUUUUAAUUUACAGAUAAAAAAAAAUUAACAUUUCAGAAGUCCUGUUAAAAAGAAUUCCUCUACCUCAAUAUCUUGAUUCAGUCAAUAAGCCUGAGAAACCCAGUAAACACCAUAAUAAACACACAAUAUGAAGAAUACUUAUAAUUGGUGUUGGCAGGUUCUUAAAAUAGUGUAACAAGUCAUUCACAGAAAACCCUGCAUACAGUAUAUUUUGAAAAUAUAUACUGUAUAUUCCCUGGCCACUUAAUAGAAACACUUGUACAUGUGCUCAUUUGCAUACAGAUCCAAACAUUCAAUUCUAAUGACACAGUGCAACACAUAAAGCGAUGUAGAUGCAGGUCAAGCGCUUCAGAUAAUGUUCACAUCAGAAUCAGGAAAAAUGCGAUCAUAGAGGUUUUGACUAUAUCAUGGACAUUAGUGCAAGACAGGCUGCAUAGAGUAUUUCAGAAACUGCUGUUCUCCUGGGAUUUUCACACACAAAUGUUUACAUAUAACAGUCUGAAAAAAUGGACAGCUGAAGUUUGGAAAAACCACCUUGUUCUUUUCUAAUUUUCAACUGUCCAGUAUUGGUGAAGCUGUGCCCAUUCUAGCUUCAGAUUUCUCUUUU
Molecule: messenger RNA, 3669 nt
Organism: Silurus meridionalis
Lineage: Eukaryota; Metazoa; Chordata; Actinopteri; Siluriformes; Siluridae
Product: microsomal triglyceride transfer protein large subunit-like
Exons: 18
Coding region: 79-2706 (875 amino acids)
Biological process (GO): lipoprotein metabolic process; lipid transport
Cellular component (GO): Golgi apparatus; basolateral plasma membrane; endoplasmic reticulum
Molecular function (GO): lipid binding
Source: RefSeq, a predicted model, not a curated record